This is a messenger RNA of Diaporthe batatas, 1460 nucleotides long. RefSeq lists its product as uncharacterized. The coding region runs from base 521 to 1180 and encodes 219 amino acids. The transcript has 2 exons. Gene Ontology annotation, molecular function: acyltransferase activity, transferring groups other than amino-acyl groups. The record is from RefSeq and is a predicted model, not a curated record. Lineage: Eukaryota; Fungi; Ascomycota; Sordariomycetes; Diaporthales; Diaporthaceae.
CUGCUCCAGGGCCAUGUCCACACCCAAACACGGUAGCUCCUGAUACCUGCCGGCUCGUGCUCCCUUCAAUGCAGCUUCAGAAGGCGAACAGCAAUUUUUGGACCGCAUUGAGCACUUCCAUACGGCCCUGAGACGGUUUGUGCAUCCGCAUUGCUUAUUCUAUUAUUCUCUUGUUUUUUUUCUUGGUUUCUGCCCCCUUGACUAUUUAGCCUUCAGCUUCGUCCUCCGUCUUUUGCUCCGGGGUACCAAGAUCAUCCCCCCGUCCUCUUUGUCACCUAUCGUGGGAUACAUCUGUGACCCCAUAAGGCUCAUACAUGAUAUUACUGUCUGGCAUAUCUUAUAAGGACUCGUGGUCAUCGGCAAAGUCCUGCAGACCGCUCAAGACACAUCAGAAAACCUUGUGGUGUCCUGGUAGGGCGACACGCCGACGCGCAACAAUCUUCCUCCGCGCCGCCGGACGUCCGUCUGUGUCUUCUGCCGCUUGUGGCAUUCUGAAUACCCUCCGGUACGAUCCGGCACGAUGAGCAGUAGCUCAGGAGAUCCGGGCCGCUCGGCCCUUGGUCACUCGCCCAAACAACAGGAAAAGGAGCAGCAAAGGCAGCAGACGCUCCCCGUGGAUGGCCCUGCGCAGGCCAUCAUCUUCGACCCCAAAGAACACUCCCAUCUGACGCCCUACCUGGCCGGCCUCCACGCCCAAUGCAUCACCCGUGACCUCAUGACCGGGAGCUUCCUGCCCCCAUUGGCUAAUGACAAGCUCCUUAACUACUGGAAAGACAGGAUGGCCGAGGCCAAGGAGGGCACGAGGGUUAUCAUCCUGCUGCUGGCAGGAGUAGCACCCGCGGCCAGAGUGCAGGGUGACAACCUGGUUGGCGUCGCUAUGUUGGCAACUCCACACUCACCAUCGGGCCCCUUCCGUGCCCAGGUCCAACAUCUUCUAGUCGCCGCAAAGUACCGGAAAAGGGGAGGCUCUGUGACGUUGAUGAACGAGAUACAUGGGCAAGCGAUACUUAGAGGCAGGACACUCUUGACGGCGCAGACAGAGAGCGGAAGUAUUGCUGAGAAAGUCUUCAAGAAGUUGGGGUACGUCGAGAUCGGAAAGGUGCCUGGUCACAGCGUCAAUGCUUCUGGUGAGCUCAAAGACGUUGUAUUUUUCUACAAGAGACUCAACACCGAGGCUUAAUUAGUAUUGGUGGCUCGUGGGUCGGGGCCUCGACGCGCAAAAGUCCACCCGCGCUUCAUUACAACCGUAUUCAGGAAGAGCCCCUUCGAGAAAGCCUGGGCAAGUUGCCCGAAUAGUAUUUGACUUUGGGGGGUGGAUGGACAGCCAUGAGUUGAGGCCAGGCUACAAUGAAGCUUUAUUGUCAUGGUGUUUGGCCGGUGGAACCACAUGGUGUGUGGACUCGCAAGCUGUCCACGAGCAAUGUUGGCAUGGAAAAGGGCGGCCAGCCUGGCGUGUCACC